UCCUGUUAUAACACUAAUGAAGUUUCGAGAAAUCGUGUCAUGGGUACAACAUUGAAUCGUUGCCAACUGUACGUUCCUACAUGAUCUAAAUAAUAGACGUAAAUGAAUAUAAUUGAUAAAAAUUAGAUGGUUAUCAAAAAAGCCGUGCAAAACAUAAGGUUAAUAUUUUCACCAAGAAACUAAAAGAAUAAGGCACCAGAAUGUUGAUUCUUAAUGCUCAAGUCAAACUUUUGCCAUCGCUAGUUCAUAAGCAGUUGAAAUCACAAACCAUUAAACUAUUGUUGUUGUUUUUAGUUUUCAGUAGCCUAACGUUUAUUUGUUACUAACGUUUCAUGACGUGUAUCCAAUGAAAAAUGAGUUAGAGAGUAUAUUUAUAUCCUGUUUAAAACGAUGUGAAUCUGUUUUACUACGCAUGAAAAACGUUUACCUUACAUGAGUGAAAUCAACUGUUCUGAUUGUGAAUGCCGGGAAUGAAGAAUUUUGGAAUUUUAAUCGUUCUCUUGGUAGUCGGUGAGGAGACUCGGUGUGGAGUUCCCAAUGGCUCCUAUGGACGUAACAGAUAUGAACGUCCAGUGAUACCGUGCAGCAGCUCGAGCGAGUGCCCCGACAAUUCGUGCUGUAUGAACGCGGACGGACAGCUAGUCAAUGGGGAGGGACAGGAAUUAUGGGGCGGCCUGGGGCCAGGAUUGGAGAACGGGACGUGCAGUAGGGCAGUUAGCGGGCCGGGGGCUGUGUGCACACAACGGUGUGGAUGUCAGGUAGUGUUUAAGGUGACUUGGGCUAGGGUGCCGACCCUCAUAUCCUAUGUGCGCAGCAGAUACGAGCCUCCAGUGAUACCGUGCAGCAGUUCGAGCGAAUGCCCCGGCACUACGUGCUGUAGGAACGCGGACGGACACUUGGUCAACGGGGAGGGACAGGAAUGGUUGGGCGGUCUGGACCCCGGAUUGAAGAACGGGACGUGCAGUAGGGCCUUGAGCGGGCCGGGAGCUGCGUGCACAGAACGGUGUGGAUGUCAGAAAGGUUACACGUGUUACCGAACCAUAUCAGGAUUAUGCUGCCCACCAACGACAUGCUGGGAGGCGGAGGCGGCCCGGAUUGACAGAGAAUACUGGGACAAUUGCUCUAAGGACCCGAACUGCCAUCUUCCGCCAUCCGUGAACCCCGGCGGUCCAGCCAUUGACGGUUGA
This is a messenger RNA of Mya arenaria, 1187 nucleotides long. RefSeq lists its product as uncharacterized. The record is from RefSeq and is a predicted model, not a curated record. Lineage: Eukaryota; Metazoa; Mollusca; Bivalvia; Myida; Myidae. The transcript is spliced from 8 exons. The coding region runs from base 462 to 1187 and encodes 241 amino acids.